Molecule: messenger RNA, 7761 nt
Organism: Kockovaella imperatae
Lineage: Eukaryota; Fungi; Basidiomycota; Tremellomycetes; Tremellales; Cuniculitremaceae
Product: regulation of translational elongation-related protein
Exons: 25
Coding region: 1-7761 (2586 amino acids)
Biological process (GO): cellular response to amino acid starvation; regulation of translation
Cellular component (GO): cytosol
Molecular function (GO): protein kinase regulator activity
Source: RefSeq, a predicted model, not a curated record
AUGGAUUCCCCACGAGGGGAAGCAUACGAUCCAGACUCAGACUCAGAUGCUAGCUCUGGACGGUUGACACCAGACUCCCAAAGAGGUCGCACCUCUGGGCCCUCUGCUGGGGCACAGCCGCAGCGAAAUGCUCAUGCCAACGAAGAUGAUGAGGCUGGAUCCGAUUCUGGAGAGGACUCGAUGGCAGACCCCGUCGAAGUAGAUUGGGACAAGAUUAUACCUCAACUAAGGCGGAAUGUCAUGUCGAGAAGCAAGAAGAGAAGAGAAAAGUUCUUUCAAGACUAUCUCAAGAUCUCGGAUAAUGAUCCACCGGCCCAGCAUAUCCCUGCCAUCGUUACUAUCCUGCUCAGCUGUCUCUCCCUUUUGGACUCCAUAUCACAUGUAGAGCUGCUAGUCGGGGUGUUGUUGCACCUGGCGAAGCGGGAUCAAGAUCUCCCAGAAGGGAGAGAUACAAAGCUCAAACUUGGGGAGAAGCUUGCCAAGUGGACCAGUGUAGAAGUCGGCAAGCUUUCCCCAACUCAGAGCGCGGUACCGAUCGCUCUUCUGCCCUAUGUCUCCCUCCUCACUGGACUACUGCAAACUCUGACCAUUCCAGAGGAAAGUCGGUCAAGGUCAAUCAUGGAUCUCGCAAUUGUGAUGGAUGCUAUAGAGUCGCAGAUGGAUUGUCAAAAACCAACAAACCAGGACAAGAAGGUGUCAAAACACGCUAGACGUCUCGUUGGUCGACUUUGCCGAUUGACCCCGCUGAUUCUGGACAAUAUUCUCAAGUCCACAGCGGAUCCGCCUCGAUUGAUCGCCCUUCUCGGUAUCAUCAUCGACGAGGUGCUUUCUACCGCCCCAGCAGAAGUCGAACAGCGUAAAGACGCCAUUGUCGCUUUCUACUCGACUCAUGUCCUCGGGUCUAAGACCGUUGUCCCUCGGUAUCGAGCUGUGGCACUCUCAUCCUUCCUAUCCAAACAUGUCGAUCUAUCAACAUUGACAGAAAAGUUGCUCCCCACCGCAGAGCGAAUGUUAUUACGCUCCCCUGAGAUCGCUCUACCCACGACUGCUGCUCUACUCAGAUCGACAUGCCUGGACAUCUCCUCUCUCCUCCCUGCCAAGCUGCUCCCCGCAGUACUAUCAGCCUCAAAGUCUUCCAAUGCCGAUACUCGACUCAAAGCGAUUGACCUCUUCUAUGCGAUCUGCAAUCACUGCCAGGAUGAUGCAAAACUAGAGAAGGUCGUGAUGGAGGUCAUGACGCUGCCAAAGACUGGAAAGACUGGUAGCCCAGAACACCGAGUCGCGUUGUUCAACAUGAUCCAUUCUGUCAAGCCAUCCGAAAAGGUUUCAAUUGUCGUUCUGGAGACUGUCGUGCCGCUCUUGGCUAAAGAGACAAACGAACCGGCUCUGCAAGCGACAUGUCAGGCCAUUGAACCGCAUCUGGCGAUCAUUCUGUCUUCCGAGAUGAAAGGCCUUGACGCAACAAUCACGAUGCUUGCCAAAGAGCUCAACUCCUCCCGAUUACCAACGAAGCGAGCAGUGUCAGAUUGCGUUGGGAAAGCCAUCUUGUCUGCGACCGCGAAGGAUCGCCAUCUCUCAUCUUCAGGCCAGCAGCUGGUCGGAAUUCUUGCGGCCGCAUUGGAUGCCAAUCUGGAAAGUGCAGCCUCAAAUCCCCCCACCAAUGUAGCAGGCUAUUUAGAGGGCUAUGUCGCCAUCGCCCUCGCCUUUGGAGCACUGUCCGGCAUCGAGACUGCAAAGAAACUGAGCCAGAGUUCUGGCCUCGCGAAUGCCUUGACACUAUCCCCAAAGCCAUCUUUCCUGCUGAACGAUAAAAUUUGGAUCAAGUUACCGUCAUCUCUCGACUCUUCUUGGUUGUUGAAAGCUCUGAUGUCAAUCGUCGAGACCAAAGGCCCGGCUCUCAAGGCCGAUGUGUCCAGCGUGAUCGGGCAAGCGCUGGUAUAUCUGUUGCUGGAUCACAAAGAGUCGUCUGUCCGGAGGGAAGCACUGAGGGCUAUCGAAUCCUGUACGCGAACUCAGCCUCUUGCCCUAGGGAAGAUCCUUGCAAAUGCCUUGCAAGCUCGGAUAUACACGCAUCACGCCUCCUUUAGUUCUAUCCGAAUCAUCAGCGACGAGGAACCAUCUUCAACCUUAUUUUCUCGUCGAAUCGGCAAGGUUCUCGAUGCAAUCUUCUCCAGCCCGUUGGCGGGGGAUGACAGGUCCAUUCGCGACGAACUCGCGCUUCGGUAUCUGACACUUGCACAUCACGUUGUCAUCACCGAGAACGCCCAGACGUCCUGGAUCAGCUUAGUGCAGAAGAUCGGGGUCGAUCCAGCAGUCUUGGUAGUUGACCGAAGUGAUGAGAUUCUCGAGCAAAUUUGGAGUGCCUUGAGCGUCCCAGUCAAGGAUACCGGCAUUGCACAAGCGGCAUUCAGGAGUUUGACUACACUCGUCUUUUUGUGCCCCGCCAUCUAUAUCGAUGUCAUCAUGGCCCGCAUCCGCUUCGAUCUGGAUGAGUCCUCCCUCGAAUUUAUCGGAUUGGAAGAACGAGGUAUCUGGGCUACUCCACCUGAUCAAGUCUUCGUAGAUGUUCUAUCGAGCAAGAAGGAUGUCGCGGAGAACAAGAAUCGGAAAGACUAUGCGACAGAUAAAUGGGAGCAAGAGGUCCGAGACGCCUUAGCCAGAAAGAAAACUUUGGUCGGCGCGAAUCUUUCCAAAGCCGACAAGGCCGCCGUCACCGCUCAGAUGAACAAGGAGGCUGAGGUUCGGACGCAGAUUUUGUUGGCCCAAGGCAGGUUGCGCGAAGGUGUACAGCUCGUGUCUAGCCUGGCGGCUUCAAAUUCUGAGGGAAUGAAGCGAUACGUUGGAGAAAUGUUGAAGCUACUCAUACGGAGUGUCUAUGGACCGGGUAAUUUCUUAAUGGAUGAGCAGGUCUUCAGCGUGGUCCUGCAACUCGGAGCCAUGGCCAGUGAUCGGCUGGGAGAAUACAGACGUCUCCUCGUCGGAGCGAUUCUGCGAGCGUAUGGCGUCCCUUUGAUCCCUGAAGAUUACCUGCAUGAAGAUCUUGCUGAUCUCAUCAUUCGACUGAUGCAUCAAACGCGAUUCUUGAGCGAGCAGUCACCGCUUGACAGCACAACAUUUGGCUUGUGCAGUAUCUUGUUUGCGAAAAUCGUUGACAGUGGUGGAUGUGGCACACAAUCAGUGCAGAGCGACGAAGCGCAGGAGCAAUUGACACUGGUCGUCAAUAUUAUCGGUACUUGCUGUGGAGAGUUUGCGGACAAUUCGUAUCCUCGCCUGGACACCAUCAAACAGCUCGUCCAAAUCAUCAACACCUAUCCCAAACUCGGUCGAGAUGCUUCAGCUUCGCUCGUCGAUCUCGGAGAUGCUAUCCGUGAAGUGGCGACUGAGGCUGAAAUCAAAGCGUUGAUUGCUGGAACAUUGUCGAAGGACUCCAACGUCCGUAAUGCAGCGUUGCAAGCACUACAGCCCGUCGAUUUGACCGAUCUUGAUUACUCCGAGGAGCUGUACAUCGCGGCUCACGAUUCAGACGAGCAGAAUGCGAAUCUCGCAGCGCAUCUUUGGGAGGACAACGGUUUGGAUAUUCCGGAAACUUACCUGGCGUCACUGUUGGGCUACCUGGCACAUGAGACCGCGGCGGUGAGGAUGAGUUGUGCGACCGCUAUCGCGGACGCUGCAGAACAACAUCCGUCGCAGUUGGAGCCAUCCGUGCAACGGCUACAGGAGUUGUAUAGUGAUAAAGCUCGUCUACUGCAGCCUGAAUAUGAUCGCUUUGGUAUGGUCAUCCCAGAGACUGUGAACCGAGCAGAUCCUUGGGAAGCCCGUGUCGCCAUUGCCACUGCUUUACGAAAUCUCGCGCCAAUGAUUCCCCAGAAUCUUGUUGCUUCAUUGUUCGACUUCUUCAUCUCUGGUGAAGCUCUCGGCGAUAGGCAUUCUGAAGUCCGCAAGACGAUGCUCGAGGCCGCCAUUUCCACUGUCGACUUACAUGGCGCCAAGGAAAUCACGAGUCUGAUGAAGAUGUUCGAAGAACAUUUGGGCAAGUCGAACCCAUCGACAGAUACUGGAGACAACAUCAAGGAGGCCGUGGUUAUCCUCUUCGGACGUCUUGCUGGUCAUCUCGACGCGAAUGACUCCCGUAUCCCUCAAGUCGUCGAUCGUCUGGUCGAGGCCCUUAAUACACCGUCUGAAUCUGUCCAAGCAGCCGUUGCGGAUUGUCUGCCUGCGCUCGUAUCGGGAAUGGGCGAGGACGUCGAGUUCCUCGUCGAUAAGCUGUUCUCGACACUUACAACUGGACCCAAGUAUGCCGGUAGACGAGGAGCCGCUUACGGUCUGGCUGGUGUGGUCAAAGGUCGUGGCUUGAGCGUGUUGAAAGAGUUUGACUUGAUGGACAAGCUGAAAGAGGCUGCAGAAGACAAAUCAGCCUAUCAACUUCGGCAAGGUGCCGCUUUUGCUUUCGAGACGUUAUCCGCCACCCUAGGCAAGACGUUUGAGCCAUACAUUAUCUCAAUCAUCCCAUUGAUGUUGACCUUGUUCGGAGAUGGGAAUUCCGACGUGCGAGAAGCGACACAGGAUGCUGCAAAAGUCAUCAUGUCGAGAAUAUCUGGACAUUGCGUCAAGCUCAUGCUUCCAACCCUGCUCGGUGGAUUGGAGGAGAAGCAAUGGAGGACGAAGAAAGGAUCUAUCGAGCUUCUUGGAUCUAUGGCGUUCUGUGCCCCACGUCAACUGUCCCUCUCGCUUCCAACGAUCAUUCCUCAGCUGACCAGUGUCAUCAACGACUCACAUGCACAAGUCAAAUCAGCUGCUAAUGCCAGUCUGAAGCGAUUCGGAGAGGUCUUGAGCAACCCUGAAAUCAAGUCCAUCUUGAACACGUUAAUGAAAGCCUUGGCCGAUCCCGCAGCGAAGACCAAUUCAGCUUUGUCGUCGUUACUUAAAACAUCCUUCGAACAUUACCUCGAUGCCCCAUCUUUGGCGAUGGUGAUGCCGAUCGUCGAUCGUGGACUGCGUCAGAGAUCGUCUGACACGAAGCGACGUGCUGUUCAGAUUGUCGGAAAUAUGGCUUCCCUUACCGAAUCACGAGAUCUUAUUCCCUACCUUGACGAACUCAUGCCUUUGGUUCAUGAGGUCCUCGUGGAUCCCGUUCCAGAAGCGAGAGCCACCGCUGCAAAAUCUCUGGGAACUCUGAUCGAAAGAUUGGGAGAACCUAACUUCCCCAACCUCGUCAGCCGGCUGUUACAGAUGCUCAAAACCGACACAAGCGGUGUCGACAGACAGGGUGCUGCUCAAGGUCUUUCCGAGGUCUUGUCUGGACUAGGUAUGGAGCGUCUUGAGGCCCUCCUCCCGGAAAUCAUCAGCAGUACUUCCAGCCCUCGCCCCUACGUUCGAGAAGGAUUCAUCUCACUGUUGGUCUACUUGCCUGCGACAUUCGGGCAUCGUUUUGCCCCUCACCUUGGAAGGGUUAUUCCGCCGAUUCUGAAUGGCCUGGCGGAUGAUUCCGAAUAUGUCCGCGAGGCAUCGAUGCGAGCCGGCAAGAUGAUCAUCGCGAAUUAUUCGUCCAAGGCUAUCGACCUGCUGUUACCAGAAUUGGAGAAGGGCAUGCUGGAUCCAUCUUGGCGUAUCAGGCAACCUUCCAUAGCACUCACUGGAGAACUGCUGUACAAGGUCACGGGCAUCAGUGGCAAGGUCGAAUUGGAAGAAGACGAGGUUCCAGCACAGGGUGCCGACAAUGCUCGAAUGGCACUCUCAGAAUCACUUGGACCGGAGCGUCGGGACAGAGUUUUGGCUACGCUUUACAUUGUCCGUCAAGAUUCUGUUGCCAAUGUUCGUCAAGCUUCAAUUCAUAUAUGGAAGUCAUUGGUGCAGAAUACACCCCGUACCACGCGAGAAAUCCUACCGGUUCUCAUGCAAUUGCUCAUGACCUUGCUCGGCAGUCCAGAGCCAGAGCAGCAAGAGACUGCAUCGCGUACUCUUGGCGAGCUUUGUCGGAAGAACGGAGAACGCAUCUUUGGCGAAAUCAUGCCAAUCCUGCAAAAGGCAAUCACAUCGAGCGAAGAUCGUACCAAGGAGGGCGCUUGUCUCGCAUUCGCAGAUGUCAUGGCCGCCUCUAACAAGGACGUCCUUGCAGACCACGAAGAUGCCAUCAUCUCGGCGGUCCGCAUUGCCUUGGUCGACCCUUCAUCCGAUGUCCGUGCCGCCGCAGCCAGAACUUUCGACACGAUGCAGCAUUACCUUGGCGCAAAGGCCAUCGAUCAGACCAUUCCAACGUUGUUGGCUGCAAUGCGAGAUCCUGGCGAGACCUCUGAGACUGCCCUGAAGGCAUUGAAGGAAGUCAUGAGUGUUCGCGCGAACAGCGUAUUCCCGGUACUGGUUCCGACACUUAUUGCUCAGCCGAUUUCGGCGUUCAACGCUCGUGCUCUCGGCGCCUUGGUGCAAGUUGCUGGGACGGCUCUCAAUCGUCGUCUCGACUCUGUCCUGGGCGCUUUGGUCGAAUCUCUAGAGGCUGGACCGUCUGAAGAUACGAGGAAAGACCUCGACUUUGCAGUCGAAUCACUUCUGGCUUCUGUGACAGAUUCUGAUGGUAUUCAUCUUUUGGAAAUGCUUCUGCUUGGAUGGGUCCGUGAUGCAAAGGCCAUUCGCCGCGCAAGCGGCUGUAAACUGCUGGCCACCAUGUGUGCUGUCAACUCGUCCGACACGUCAGAUUAUCGAGUCGACUGGAUUCGCAAUCUUGUGUCGCUGUUCGACGACAAGAACGACGAUGUGGUCACGGCCGCUUGGGAAGGUCUUGAAGCGUUCGUGAAGACCGUCGAUAAGGAUGAGCUCGAAGAUCUAGUCGUACCUCUGCGUCGUACCAUCGAAUCGCUCGGACCGAAAGAACACAAGGUGCCUGGAUUCUCGAGGUCUAAGGGUGUCCAAUCUAUUGUGCCCAUCCUUUUGGCCGGUGUACUGAGUGGUACGCAAGAACAACGAGAGCAAGCUGCUUUGGGUAUUGGAGAUCUAGUACAACGCACCACGGAGGCAGCCAUCAAACCAUACAUCAUUCAGCUUACCGGUCCGCUCAUUCGAGUCAUUUCGAGUCAAUCUAUACCUCCUCAGAUCAAAGCGGGAAUUCUUAUCGCUCUCACCAUCUUGCUCGAAGAAGUGCCACAGCUCGUCCGACCUUUCCACCCACAGCUCACUCGAACAUUUGUCAAAUCGACCUCGGACCCAUCGCUCAACGUCCGGAACCGUGCUGCGACAGGUCUUGGCGAAUUGAUGAAACAUCAAACGAGAGUGGAUCCCUUAAUCACAGAAUUGAUCACGGGUAUCAAAGCCAGCGAAAAGGACGUGGCUGCAUCUAUGGUCGCAGCUCUUGGGGCUGUAUGUCAAAGUGCCGGAAAAAAUUUGGGAGAAGCAGCAAGGGCCAGCAUUGUCGACUUGAUCGAAGAUGGCUUCUUGCAGAGUCCUUCAGAAACUUAUAGUAUGGCCAUCGGAAAAGUCGUUGCGGGUCUAGCGGCCACGAACGCAGAGCAUAUUCGAUCGAUCGUCGACACUUUCCUUGCUGCUCCUACCCCUCCGACGCCCCAAGUCAGUAUCGCCAUCCGCUCAGUGCUCGAGGAUUGCCCCGAAGCAUUCUUUACCCUCGAUGUCGUAUCUGAAAUCGUCAGCAAGGUCUCAGCCUCCAUCGCUUCGGAUUCGGCCGCCGUUGCUCGACCGGGCAGGGACGCUAGAGACAUCAUGAAGGGCAACAAGAGAUAUGCUGCUGAUUCGGAUGUGCAGGCGGCUUUCAAGUAG